UAAGUUUCGAUAAGCGGUCACACUGCAGACCAGAAAAUCGUCGACAAUAACGCGAUAACGGGGGCAGGGAGGAUAGCGAUCGCCGUCCUUCGCCUUUUGAGGAUUCGAUUCUGCAUCAUCGAGACAGAUUUAAAGGAGCAAACAAAAGUUAUAUAAACUAUAGACAUUAGUGCUUUGGUAGAGAAGAAGUGAACCCCCGAAAAAUCAGCCCCACCUGGCAGCGAGAUGUGUUAGAGCCAAAAUUCCAGGAACGCAGCGUACCGAGAACUGCCUACUAAUACAGAGACAGACUGACACGGCCAGCAAGGUGUUCUUGUGUGUGUGCGAGAGAGAGAAAUAGAGAGUUCGGUGUGUCGGUGUCCGCGUGUGUGUGAGAGAGAGCCACCAAAGUAGAGUGGAACAUAAUAACAGCAGAAGCUGGAAAGGAUUAGGAUUAGGAACAUGGCGCCGCAGGUGCAGCUCGGCCUGCUCCUCAUGCUGCUCGCCGGCUGCCAUGGUGGCGCACAGGCCGCCGUGGAGCCGGGCUGGCUGAUUCCCGACAAGGUGGAGCUGGCCAUCGGCGGCGACUUCAACAUCAGCUGCACCCUCAACGAGGCCUACUUCAGCGAGGUCAACGGCUCGGAGCGCUGCACCGUCGAUGAGCUAUACUUUCAGACCGGCAAUCUACAGUUUCGCAAUUCGACAUAUAUCCGAAUGCUAAACAACACUACCAUCCUGUUUAGCGCCCAUAACGCCGCCGAGCAGGAGCAGGAGUACCUGUGCAUGUGUCGCGACUACGUAAUCAACACCUCAAAGGUAUACGUGGGCACCAGUCCGCUGCUGGUUCGCGAUUUCAAUUGCCUGGACCACGACUUCCAGUUCAUGGUGUGCAACUUCACCCAGCCGCCCAACAAGGUCAUCACCAAGUACAAUAUCAGCUAUAACACCAACAACGACUGGCGCUACAGCAACUCCCUGGACUGCAACUUCGAUGCGGCGCCGGUGGUGAGUUGCAAUCUGACGGACGACAACUACAAGCGCUUCAGCGAGAUCUUCUACUUCCGCCUUUUCAUUGCGAACGGCCUGGGCCACGAGACGCAGCCAAUCACAAUAAAUCAUUUUGAGCGCUUGGUGCCGGCUCGGCCUGGUCAAAACUUGACCCUGGUCAACCGGACGGAGAGCUCCGUCUGCUUGUCGUGGGGGAUGCCACGGCGGUCGAACUACAAUCGCGGCCUGGUCUGGCAGGUACGCGUCUCGCCGCACAACUUUGAGCCCCUGAGCCGGACCAGCUGGCGCAACAUAAGCUCGACGAUCAAGGAUACCCUCUGCCUCACGGAAUUGCCCUUCGCCGGCUACAACUAUACGCUGCGGCUGCGCGUGCGCGCCAACCAAAACAACACGUUGUGGAGCGAGCCGUUGGUCUACGGCUUCGCCACCGCCCCGGCCCGACCACGCCGCCCGCCGCGCGUCACCUACGGCAGCUUCUACGUCUACUCCUCGGAGGAGGGCAUGCGCUUCUACUGGGAGCCCCUGGAGCCGCACGAGCUCAACGGGCCGGACUUUCGGUACAUAAUCAGCGAGUACCGCAUCAACGGGACCGUCGUAGAUCCUAGCCUUAUCAAGGUGGAGUCCAACUCGGCGAUGAUCGAGCAUUGGAACAAGAACGCCGUCCACCACUUCCUCAUUCGAAGCAGCAACAGCCAGGGCCAGUCCGUGAACGCCACCCCGAUGUCGAUUGGCCCGAUUAGCAACCUUGACUUCCGCCAGCGGGUGCCGAAGAACAUUCGCAGCGUUUACCAUCCGACCAACAAGAGCUACACGCUCAGCUGGGAGCCGCCGGAGGACCAGGUGGAGCUGAAGAACUACACCGUGUUUUGGUGCGUUCCCAAGCCGGGCCUGUUGUCGGAGUGUGAGGGGUCGAUCCGCUUCGCGGAGGUGUCCAGCGGGCAGCAGCUGUUUACCACGGCACGGGACCAGCCCUCACUCCACAUGGCAGUGUCCGCCAACUAUCGUUCGCACAACACGGGUCUCCGCUGGCUGAUCUGUAGCAGCGACAAGAAGGACGACCUGGCCAAGAUGGAGCCCUCGAUAGACGUGGCCACCAGCACCACGCUGACGGUUAGUUGGGGCACGGAGCGCGUCUGCGCAGUGAUUCUGGCCGGCUACAAUCUGACCUACUGUCAGCGCUCGACCGGCCGUCCGGACAACUGCACCACGGUUAAGGUGGACCGCUACACGAACAAGCACGUCAUCCAGGGCCUGGUGCCCUACACGGAGUACAGCGUCAAGAUGCUAAUGUACUCGGAGACGCGGGCCAGCAAGUACAGCGAUGAGCUGGUCAACCGCACCGGCGAGGCGGCGCCCAGUCAGCCGCGGGAGCUGCAGCUGCUCCGGGUGACCAGUGCCAGCGUGGAGCUAGCCUGGAAGCCCCCGCUGCUGGCCAACGGCGUGGUGCGGGCGUACGAGGGCACCUUCCGAUCGCUCCGCGACAACGUCACCGAGAAUUUCCGGGUGGGAGCCUCCACCGAGGAGCUGCUGGACAAGGAGAAGCCCAUCAGCUUCACGCUGGGCAAUCUCACGGCCUUCACGCACUACGAGGUGAGUGUGCGGGCACGGACACUCUAUCUCUCGGAUCCCAGCAAUGUGAUUUACCCCAGCACGGCUAUCGGAGUGCCCUCGCCGCCAACGCUUCUGGUGACCAACAACAAGGACCAGAGCUCACGACUUGUCUGGCAGGCGCCCAUGACACCGGCUGGCCGCAUCGACUUUUAUGAGAUCUCGCUUCGGGACAACAACGCCAGCUGCCUGAUGAGCACCAUUCUACCGGGCCGUAACCGCUCCUUCGUGAUGGCCACUCCGCGCUGCACCAGCCACAAUCCCUUCCAGCUGGCAGUCCGCGCCAUCAACGUGGAGCAGCAUCCGCAGUUCGACGGACCGGAUGGAGUCGGCGCAGUGCAACUGGUUUCUACCGGUUCUCAGGGAUGUGAGGCAAGGACCGACGCCCUCGACGAGGAGCAUCGGCUGCAGUUUGAGACCUACGCAGCCAACACGAGCGCCUACCGACUCUACAGAUCCGACUGGGGCACCUACGGGUUCAUCUGCACGCCGGACACGCACAGCGUAAAGGCUAUGUACCAGACCAUCGAGGUGAGCGUGGCGAUCCUGGUGCUGGGCGUCAUAUUCUACCUGGGGUACAAGAAGUACCGCAAGAUGUCCGAUAUCCAUUUGGUGCUGCCGCAGGGAAUUAUGGAGACCCUGAAGAAGCCAAUGGACAUGGGCGGCCUGGGCCUGGGCAUCGGACCAGACUCCUCCGUCAGCGGAGGAAUCGUCUGCACCCGGGUCGAUGAUUCGCCGCCGUACACGCCACAGGAUCUGCCGCACGACUUCAGCAGCUGCGGCAGCGAAAGCUCUAAACUACUGCUGCGCACAGCUUCGACCGGCGGCUGUGCGGAUCGCGAUGGAUACCCGCCCACCACUUACUUGGCCAUGCGCCACGGCCUUCUCGUCCAGAAUGACAGCGAGCGGCAAACGGAGUGCGAACAGACGAGAGAACGGGAGCAGCAAAAUCAGCACGAGAGGGACAUGGACAGGCACCAGGAGCAGGAACUGGAGCAGGAGCAACAGCAGAGGAGCUCCACCAAUGGCUACAUCAAGCCCACCCAGAUGAAGAGCUGGGCCGGCAACGGUCCUUCCGCAAAUGGUCACGCCUUGCCAGUUCCUUCGACCGCUCCGAUGUCCUCCCCGCUCAGUGGUUAUGUGCCGGUCCCCAUUCCGCAGUCGCGGUUCAAUCCAGCUCCAGUUCAAGCCAUUGCGCCGGGAUCUGUACCGUCCGCCGCCACUGCCGCCGCUGCGUCCGCCUUCUUUCCGCCAGCCCACCUGCUUAACAUGGACAACUACGUGCAGGCUUCGGACUUGCACAAGCUGAAGCCCCUCGUUGCAGCUCCCUUGAUGCCAUCCGGGGUAGACGUCCUGGCGGGACCUUCGCCAGCAGCCUCGACGUCGCCUUCGCCGUUCCAGCUGCCACCAGUCGGAGCAGCCGGGCAGCCAACUGCACCUACGCCCAAACUGGCCGACAUCGGCUACACCACCAUGGAGCAGCUGCAGCGCACUGGGCUGAUAAAGCCGCCGAUGGCCUCCGCCGUGGGAUCGCCGACGCACGUCGCCGGAGGAGCAUCAGCCAGCGGACACCCACACUCUCGUCAGCAGCCACAGAUCAAUGGUUACGUGACGCCCCAGGACCUGAACGCCCUAGCUCACAAUAGGCACGUCCUCUAAGGAGUCGGAGCGCCCAUCAUCAUUGCAUGCAAGUGCAUUCACUCACGGCGUGACAUUUUAUCAAUCCCUCACGUUCGCAUUUAUCAUUCAACUCACUAACCAUCAACCAUGUCAACGGAUCACCCCGGAACAAGGAACCUAGCAACUAGAACCUGGAACCUGCAACAUGCAACUUGGAACCACUGUCGGGCAGCUGUUUAUAGUAAUUAGUGGAGACUCCUCGGACGAAUGCAGUUUCUUCGUUUGUAUUUAUUCAAUGUAGUAUUUUUUUUAUAUUUUCGUACUGUACACCAACUUAACUAUCCGCGCGUCGAGCAGAUCGAGCUUAUAAUUAAUAAUUAAUGAUUAAUAACCUAUGUAAACCAUACAUACGCACAUUAAAAAUAAUUUUAACUAA
Messenger RNA from Drosophila rhopaloa, 4651 nucleotides. RefSeq names its product cytokine receptor (gene dome). The record is from RefSeq and is a predicted model, not a curated record. Bases 442 to 4254 code for a protein of 1270 amino acids. The transcript has 3 exons. Lineage: Eukaryota; Metazoa; Arthropoda; Insecta; Diptera; Drosophilidae. Gene Ontology annotation, molecular function: protein binding.